CCUGGGUUAUCUAGCAACCUUCUUAAAAGCUUUUUUAUAGAAUGGUCCUUAAACUUAUAUACAAAAAAUCUAUUUUUCAGAAACAGGAAACGAAGGUAAUACUCAAAACAUGGAUGGUAAUGUUAAAAUCGACGAAGGCGAUGCUGAAAUAGUCGAAACUGAUGGUCAAAUGACAAAAAAAUUGCCUCAAGUCAAGGAAACUAACGCUGCUAAAACAAAAGAGGAGGAGACGAAAUCUAAGGGAAAAAGAUUUAACUUUAAUGACAUUCUAAGUGAAAAUGAUUUAGAAAAUUUACAUCCGUAUGACAAAAUGUUGUUGUCGAAAGUCACCAAAAUCGAGGUAACGACAGAUUUAUUGGCUCGUCGUAGCAAUCAAACAAAUGGAAGCAAUACUUCGAACUUGUCGACAACAUAUUCAUUUCUUCACAAGAGUCCAGAAUUAAGUGACUUCCCUCUAAAUGAUAUGGAAACUUUUGAUAAAGUCGAAAAAAAACUGGAACAAGAUACAGAUUUUUUUGACAUUGUAGUAAGUAUUUAA
Messenger RNA from Leptopilina heterotoma, 538 nucleotides. RefSeq lists its product as uncharacterized. The record is from RefSeq and is a predicted model, not a curated record. Lineage: Eukaryota; Metazoa; Arthropoda; Insecta; Hymenoptera; Figitidae. Bases 110 to 538 code for a protein of 142 amino acids. The transcript is spliced from 2 exons.